GUCUCAAAAGUUGUUUAGGUUUUUUGCUAAUGAUUCGAAAGCUAUCGCAUUUACCUAAAGCAAGCUGAGGUGUAACGUUGUAUUUUAAAGGUCUUGUGGACGGAUGUGUGUCUGCAUUGCUCGGCUAGCUGACGUCAGUUAGCUAGCAGCAACUGAUCUGUCGCCGUAGCGUUAUGUAUCGCUGUUUAGUUAUGAAUGGAUAGGCAUCAACUUCGGCUGUUGCUAAUCAAACGUUUUCAAUUUGAUGAAGCAGUUCAAGCCUGUCAAAAGCGUGAAAUCAACACUACGCGUGAGCCUUAACGAUAGCGACCGAGCUAAUCUCCUGCUUGAAGACGGGCUUGUUUAGUAGCCGGCGCAGACCCUCAUGCUCAGAGCUCAACCGUUGUGAGGGGGGUGCCAGAUGGAUCAUGGUGGUCAGCUUGAGAGGGAGGACAGAGCAAUGUCACAGGUUCAGGUGGGCGGGGCCAACCUCUGUGAUAACCUUCCCAAUCCUGACACUCUCGCUGCCCAAACACGAAAUCUCAACGAGACUAACGCGCUCGCACAGACUCAAAGCCUCGCUCCUCCACACAAGGAAGAGGGAGGAGGGCUCAUCCAAAAAACCUCUGUCAACAACAAUGGGAAGGAGGAGGAGGAGCACGGAAAGGAGGGAUACACAGGAAGAGGCGGAGAGGAGGAUGAAGAAGAAGAAGAAGACAUUGAUGAGGUGAUGAAGGGAGACGAAGAGGAGGAAGAAUCAGAAGAAUCAAGCUGUCUAAUUCGCUGCCAGUCUCCCGACACUCCAAUGACUGAUUCCUCCUAUUCAGAGACAGGCAGUCUGUUGGAGACUCCGUAUCCUUUCAGCCCUGGGACCAGUCCAGAGCCCACAUCCCCUGUCAUUCCAGUGGUCAGUCCAGACACUGCAUAUCCCGCCAGUCAAGUGGAAGUGAGCCCGAUUGAUGUCAAAGUGGACUCUCAUAACACUGACUUAGUUGCCUCCAACACAGGUUCCGUUACACAGGGACCCACCUUCACCACAGGGCCUAUAGAUUCUACUACUGGGCCUACAGGUAUCACAGAAGCCACAGACAAGAUAGCAAAAAAUACUGACUUCACUGCAGGACAUCUUACCUCAUCCACAGACUCUGUCUUCAACUAUGGGCCCACAUGCGCAAGAGGGUUUCCCUCAACAGCAGAGACAUUUACAGGGCCUGCUUGCACCGCGACGCUCAACACUUCCAUUGCUUCCACUCCUAUGAGUGCAACAGCAAACACCCCAGGGCCCACGACUACUGGUACAGAAUCCACUACCACCACAGUACCUAUAACCUCGAUUUUGGAACACAUUACCUCCACUCCAGUGCCCACUUGUUUUUCAGUCUCCACCUGUGCCGCAGGGCCUCUUCCAAGCCCCGCCCUGCUGGAGUCUCUGGAGGAGUUGGCACAAAGAGGAGAUGACACUCACCUUCCACAGUACCUUCACCAGAUUGCCGAGGCCUUUGUCCUUCACAAAGACUACCAGCGGGCAUUAUGGUGCAUCCAGCUAGAGAGACUCUAUCACCAGAGAGUAUUGGACAACCUGAAUGAACUACAAGAACAGUGGGAGAGUCAGUCUAGAAGUUCUUUCUUCGACCUGGCAACCCAACAUCUGGACACUCUAAAAAACAUCUGCCGGACGCACAGUCGACCAGGAGCCAGAGAUGCUGUGUGUGCAUCUCUGGACCUUUUGAGGCCUACGUUUGAAGAAGGUGGUGCACUGCCUUUGUGUACUUCAGUCCAUCAGGUUGACGAAGGGAUGGAGCAGAGAGCUCAAGACCCCUCGCGUUAUCAGAGCAGCCAUCCAGUGAUCCCUUCCAUUGAUUUGACUGAUGGGCUUUAUUCCCCUGAGAUUUCAGAAAAGGACAGACGGUCAGACCCACUCAGGGAAGUAGAGGGCAGGGUCUGUUUCCUUGGAGAUCAGCUGACUGACAAGCACGGCAGCAACAGAGAGGGAGGAGUGGCAGAAGGAGGGGUAGAAUACACCACUUCAGUCAGAGGAAAUGGAGGACACCCCUCUACAGCUGGAGAAAUGGAUCAGUCCAAACCCGCAGAGCAGCAGGGAGGAGAUUUAGGUCUCACACAGGAAAAGGAGGCAAAAGGGGACGAAGAAGAGAGGGAGGUGGAGGAGGCAGCCGAGGCUUUGGAGAUGGAAGAUGAGGGAGAGGAAGAAGAGGAGAGGAAGAAGGAAAAAGACUCUGCUCUGUGUCACAAAGCUCUCCCAGUGGAGACUCUGACCAGUGGGGCAGAUGUGGAGCAACAACAGCUGCAACAGGAGGCCCUACAUGAGGAGAACCAGGAGAGCGCUAAAACCUGCCUGCACCAGGAGGCCCCCCUUCCUCAGGAGGCUCACGAGCAGGAGCAGAGUGAGGAGGUGAAAGAGGAGGAAGAGUAUGAGGAGGAGGAGGAAGAAGAGGAGGAGGAGGAGUACGACGACGAAGUAGAGCAAGUUGACAUCGUCAAAGAAGCUUCCUCACUGGACGACAUGGCUAAACACAUCACUGUAGAGCAGAUAUCCCCUGCUUCUGGCCUUGUCUCCAUAUUGAAGAAGCGGCGCGUUUGUGUGGACAACAUGAGUGUGUCUGCCAUCUCUGAGACCCGACCUGACGAACUCCCUGCCAAAAGACGUGUCCGCUUCAAAGUCCCUGAUGAUGGCUAUGAGCAGGAUGUCGGCGGUGGAGACUCCUGCCUGCUUCUCUUCCUGCUUUGUCUGGUUACUGUAGUGAUCAGUGUCGGUGGCACCGCUCUGUACUGUGCCCUGGGAGAUGCCCACUCCUCAGUCUGUCAGGACUUCUCCAGAAAUGCAGACUUCUACGUUGGCCAGAUACAGAGCGGGAUAACUCAAAUUCAACAUUGGUUUGCUCCCGGCUCAUAGCGGCAUGCAGUUUGUCAACAUUGUGGAGCCACUGGCCUUACUGUUUAUCACUGUAGGCUCCGGCAGUCCCUGCUACUUCCUGGGACAAUGUUCCAUGAGGUAAUGGUGCCGGGCAGCUACUACAGUCCCUGCCGCUAUGUGAAGCAAGUGGCUAUUAUGCUGCCUAAUUGGCUAAACAGUUUUAUCAGAUGUGGUUGGCAUUUGUAAGCCUGCUCUACUGCAUUUUUAAUGCUCUUUGAAUCCAAUCCCAGGGUUCAUUGAGCCUAAAAGUCAUAGGUCAGAUGUCCUUUACAACACUCGUUUGAAAGGGAAAGUAGAACAGAGAGAGAGAAAGAGGAUGAAUGGAGACUGUAUAAUAGCAGAGGAAGAAGUGACCCACACUUCGCUCUACCCUCUCCAGAUUAAAUAGGUUAUAAAUUCUCAAUGUGACACUCAAGUGUCCUGUUGAACUAGCUGAGUGCUGUCUCCGCACACAUGUUCACCGUCAGCCAGUGAAGCUUCUAAAGUCACUGGCAGAUGAAUCCCCCGUGACUGGAUACAUGCUCUCACUGACUUUUCCGAGACUCGACUCCCUAAUUUAAGAAUAAGAACUAAAUAAUAAAGGCUGUAAAAAAAAAAAAAAAAAAAAAGAAAAAAAAGAAAAGUAUAAUGUAUAGUUUGUUAACAGGGGGGGGGGGCACAGAGAUGCUCUCGACACACACUGCACACAUGGGUAGUGGCUCAAUGGGGAUUUUACAAACUGCUGCAACCACUAGUGUUGCUUUUAUUGUUGACUUUUUAAAAUCACAAAUGAAAUUUUACAAUGAACAUACCAUUCUGUGGUUUUCUACUUGGAAUGAACUCAUUAUAUCUUAAUCAACCUUUGAAUGAAUGUUUGGAGUAUAAUGUUAAACUUCACUUGUGGGGCAUUUGUGUAUUAUCCGAAUUUGACACGAGUGUCCUGUCGCUGCCCUUUUCUGUACAACUUUUUGCAGUGAGCUGACAUGGCUGCCACUGGAGACUAAAAAGUCCAAACUACCCCUUUAUGGUGUUCAAUGAGGUAGACGUAGCUUUGUGUAGCAUAUGCAAAAUGUACAGGAACACAGUGCACCUCUGUAGAUAUUGUCAGAAGAAUGUUUAACAUGUUGCACAUAAGACUGGUACGAUUUUUAAAAAAACAUAUUGCAAUAUUUCUACAGGAGUUGUUGGGUUGGUUCUGGACUAAACGUAGACUUUACAUGAUUAGAUUAAAAACUAAAUAUAUUCAUAUCCACAAACUGUUUUCAGGUUCAUCGUGAAAAGUUCAUGCCAAUGAACAUCAGUUAUGCACAGAUAACCUGGAACAGAAAAUACUCAACUCUUAAGCGGGUCUGGCUAAGUAUGGAAUAUUUCUGUGAAAAAAAGAUACAUGAGAAUUGUACAAUUAGUUUAGGAACCAAUAAUUAUUCAGUGUGCUCUAUAUCAGUACGGGCCUUGAUGUCGAUGGGAUCAUUUGAAGCUCUGUCUGCCGGUGUGUUUGCUGUUCUUGGGGAUUGUGGGCGUCACCCUCAGUGUGUGAUAGUCGGUGUUUACCCCUUUUUGUUUUUUCCAAGAAAAUUCUUUGCCACCACCUGGUCUCCUUAAAGACUCAUUUGCCAUUUCUGUUUAAACGUGUGUAAUGUGUUACGUCUGCUGAGUCCUGGUUUGAUGGAGAAAGAAGUACUUUUUGUGGGUGAAGAACUGAUUUCCUAAUGAGAUGGAGAAAAGACUGUCCUAGAAAGAGGCUAACACUUUGUCCAUGAAACCAAUACUUUAUUCUCACAUCAGUGCUUUAACUCUUAUUUCUAGUCAUUUGAAAGCAAAGUACUUGGGUUGUUUUACUGCUUAAACUCACUUUUUUGCCUCCUCAGGCAUCCAUACUUUGUGUCAUUUCAACAUGUUGCAAUGUUUGUUGUCCUGUUGAUUAUCUUUCCUUUGGAUGCCAUGAAACCACAUAUCUCACAAAGUUCUUAAUUGUCAGGAUGUAAAGACAAAAAACUAAUUUAAAGAGCAGGGAUUCAAGUGUCUUAAUUAUGCAUUUAUGAUAGACAACAUGGUUUCAUCUUAAACUUUCUCUCAUGGUGUGUCACUUACAAAACAAAAACCUGAGCGUUUGUUUGAGAUAUGAGGUCUCCCGGGAUGCAAUGUGUAGUAGAUUGAUUCUUGUUUUUAUUUGCACAUGUCGUCUGGCUGGUUCAGAUGACCGUCACUCAGAAAACCUCAUAUUUAAUCUUCUAGAUGAUUUUAAUAAUUUAUAAUACGAGGGAUGUCUAGUGCAGGUGGUUAAGAACAAAAGGGUGCAUUUGUUUUCUGUGCUUUGUGAUUAUUGUCGUUAUACAUCGGAUAGCUUUUUCAUCUUGUUUCAUCAUUGUUUUGACAGAGAAUUGAAUUUCCUUUUCUAUAAUCUAACUCCUCUGAAUAACAACAUCUGGGUUGUUUAUUUUUCAUUAAUUUUUAGUAAUCAAUAAUCAGUUAAAAAUAUUCAUGACUUUUCUAAAUGUAAGCGUUGGAUAUAUUUUAAUUUGUUUGCCCAAUUGUUUUUUAAAGAACAUUCAGAAAUGAAUGAAUAUAAAGUCAUGUUCUUUGUGUAUGAAUCAGUACUAUGUACCACUAUUAUGAGCCUGAAGAAAGGUGUUUUAUGAAUAGUUUGAUGAACUCUUUCUCUUUGUUCUUAAAGAUUGUAAUAAGGAGAUGAGUUUUGUUUAUUUUCUUCCCUGUUAUGUCUCCCGUUAAAGCCAUUGAAAAAAAGUUGUUUGCGAGUCUCUAAUCUGUCUGUUCUGCAACAAUACUGGUAUCGUAUUCAGACAUUUUGAACCUUAUGUGAAAACUAGCAGCAAUACAUUUAGUUGGGAUGACAUCAUUUCGCAGAAAAGACUCAUACCUUACGAACAGUAGCCGAGUUGAUUUGCUGUGACCACUUUCAUGGUUUUCAAGUUUGAUCUUCAGAGAAAAAAAAAAUCCCUUUUAUGUACAGGCAAUGUGCUAAUCCAAAGCAACAUGGAGGACGUAAUGAAUAGAUUAACACUUUCAAGGACUGUGGUCACACACUUAUAUUGUGAAUAUAAUAAAAUGUCCUGCUGUUAAUUUCCAUGUAUCUCAAUAGUAUAAUAAGUCUUCUCUGACACAGGAUGCAUGUUUACAUUUGCUGGAAAAUAAACCCACUUUAUGAGUCUGAGCUAACAUACAUUUAGAUAUACCAUUAGAUAUUAAAUCAACUGUAAACCAAGUGUUUGUUCAUUCUUCGUUUUAUGUUGCCAGUUACCUACUUAAAACUAAUUAUAAUCGUUUAUUCUUUGGCCAUUUAGGGUAUUGAUAUUGAUCGCAAUAAUUUUCUUCAAAAUAAUACUGUUCACA
Anarrhichthys ocellatus (wolf-eel) is the source of this 6241-nucleotide messenger RNA. RefSeq names its product consortin, connexin sorting protein a (gene cnsta). Gene Ontology annotation, cellular component: trans-Golgi network; plasma membrane; transport vesicle. Gene Ontology annotation, biological process: positive regulation of Golgi to plasma membrane protein transport. Bases 401 to 2890 code for a protein of 829 amino acids. The transcript is spliced from 13 exons. Gene Ontology annotation, molecular function: connexin binding. The record is from RefSeq and is a predicted model, not a curated record. Lineage: Eukaryota; Metazoa; Chordata; Actinopteri; Perciformes; Anarhichadidae.